Exaiptasia diaphana is the source of this 2027-nucleotide messenger RNA. Its product is annotated as 4-coumarate--CoA ligase 1. The record is from RefSeq and is a predicted model, not a curated record. The transcript has 7 exons. Gene Ontology annotation, molecular function: CoA-ligase activity. NCBI's taxonomy places the organism in Eukaryota, Metazoa, Cnidaria, Anthozoa, Actiniaria, Aiptasiidae. The coding region runs from base 126 to 1658 and encodes 510 amino acids.
GUCAUGGCAGACUCCCCUUGCAACAACAUAUAUUUUUAUACAGCAGCAGUGCAAACGAAAUAAUUGGACCAUCUUCUUAUGGCCUUGAUAUCCAACUACCGACGAAUAAGUCGUACGUUCAAUACAUGUUAGAGCGAUUUGAGUUGUUUGGAGAUCGAUCAGCCAUUAGUGAUGGUCCAACAGGAAGAUCAUAUACGUAUAAAGAAGUGAGUCAGCUGACUAAAAAAGCUGGUUCUGCCUUAAAACGACUUGGAGUAGGUAGUGAUGACGUCAUUGCUCUGCACCUUCCCAAUAUUCCUGAAUAUGUACCCAUAUUUUAUGGAAUACAAGCCGCUGGUAAUAUUAUAUCAACCAUUAACUCGGCACUUCUAGCAGAUGAGAUUGCAUACCAGUUACAAGACUGUGGUGCUAAAUAUGUUAUAUCAACAAGUCCCAUCAUGGCUGCAGCAAAGGAAGCAGCCACAAAGGCCAACAUUUCAUCACAGAAUGUCCUUGAUUUUGAAUACCUGUGGGAUCUUAUUGUAAAAGAUGAUGGCUCACAUCUACCUGAGGUAUACAUGACAGAUAACCCUGAUGAGCAUGUAUUUUGCCUCCCAUACUCUAGUGGAACUACUGGUCGCCCGAAGGGAGUUAUGUUAACUGAUACUAAUUUUAUUGCUCACGCUAUGGUAUUUGGAAAUGAGAGAUUCAUGUCUAAAAGGGAAGACAUUGAACAAGAAUCUGUAUUAGGACUGCUUCCAUUCUUCCAUGCCUAUGGUCUUGCCUACAUCAUUGGCACAUGUCUUCACCUUGGAUCAAAAGUUGUUUGCAUGCAGAAGUUUGAACCAGAGAUGUUCUUAAAAAUAAUUGAAAGAGAAAAGCUGACAGAACUUCCUAUUGUCCCACCCCUUGCUCUAUUUCUUGCAAAAGACCCAAUGGUGGACAACUAUGAUUUAACAGCAGUUGAGAAAAUCCUAUCUGCUGCUGCGCCAUUGGCUAAAGAAGUGGAGGAAUUGCUUUGGAAGAAGCUUCCUACUGCCAGAGUAAUUAGGCAAGGCUGGGGAAUGACAGAAACAACAGCAGGAUGUAUUAUAAAUCCAUCAGAAAAAUCCCUUGUCAAAAGUGGAUCUGUUGGUGUUUUGCUUCCUCUAAUAGAAGGAAAGGUAAUUGAUUUAGAGACUGGUGAAUCUGUUGGUCCAAAUAUAGAUGGAGAAAUUUGUGUCAAAGGACCAACUGUCGCAAAAGGAUACUUGAACAAUCCAGAGGCAACGGCAGAAACUAUUAACAAAGAUGGCUGGCUCCAUACUGGUGAUAUUGGUCAUUAUGAUGAAGAUAAGUAUUUCUACAUUGUGGACAGAAAAAAGGAACUCAUCAAGUACAAAGGAUUUCAGGUGGCACCUGCUGACUUGGAGGCAGUUUUAGUGAGUAAUCCAAGCAUAGCUGAUGCUGCCGUCAUAGGAAUACCCGAUGACAAAGGGGGUGAGGUCCCCAAAGCUUUUGUGGUCCCAAGAGGAGAAAUUACAGAAGAACAGAUCAAAGAUUAUGUCGCCAGCAAAGUUUCACCUCAUAAAAGAUUGAGAGGUGGUGUUACUUUUGUUGACAUGAUUCCAAAAACUGCAAGUGGAAAAAUAUUGAGGAGAAUGAUUCGCAAUCAAAUCAGUGACAAGAAAUUAGCAUAAACUGUGUCACUGGACAAAGCUUACACAAAUCUGUAUGGCGUCUUGAUUGAAAACAAAUUAUCUUUAAAUAAUCAUAUUUUACUGAUUUACUAGGUAUUUUUGAUGGAAACUAGUGCAAACUAGUAUAAGCUACGUCGCCGUUUUUUCUAAAGAAAAAUUCGAACCUUUUAUAAAAUGACUCAGUAAUUUUCGAUAUUAAAAGAAAGGUGGGGCAACACGUGGUCGCGUUACAAGUCCUCACCAUAACACGGCGUCCAGUCUUCCAUAUUUUCCCCAGGUCUAUGAUCACUUUGGGUUUCUUCUUAUGGAAGCGGACACUGUAAUAUUGAAAAAAAUAUCCGACUUGGUGACAAAAGUAGGACAGGUCAA